AUGACCGACGAGCCCCUGGCCGACGAGCCCCUGGCCAUCAACCUGAAGGUCCUGUCGCCGUCGAGCGAGGUCGAGAGCGGCAUCCACCUGCGCGACCUCCCCGCAGCGACCACGGUCCAGGAGCUGCGCCUCAAGAUCCAGGAUGCCGUGCCCUCCAAGCCAGGCCCCGAGCGCAUGCGCCUGAUCUACCGCGGAAAGGUCGUCGCCAACGACACCGACUCGCUGGCGUCCGUCUUUGGCCCAGACAACAUCCGCGAAUCCAGAGACCAGAGCCUGCAUCUCGUCCUGCGCGAGCUGCCGCACGCUGCCCCGACUGCCCCGACUGCCUCGACUGCCUCGACUGCCUCGACUGCCUCGACUCCCUCGACUGCCUCGACUUCCGCCUCGCCCCUCCCACGCACAGCGACCGCCCCGCCGACCCCCUUCGGUGCAGCGCAACCCCGUCUGCCCGCGAGCCCUCCGCUCCAGACGAACCCAUUCCGCGCCAUACCGCAGCCCCGACCCAACUCGCAGCCCCAGCCGCACCACCCCCACCACCCCCACCCCCACGUCCACCACCACCACCAUGUACAGCAGCCCCUCAACCCGCUGGGACCCAUGGGCGCCCUGCCCCUUCCCCAACAGAUGCAGCAGCAGUUCGCCCAAGCACUCGCCCAGCGUGGCACCCCACUCCCUACCCCGGCUCCAGGCACGCCCACCCAGCAAGCAGACGGUGCUGCCCCUGCGCCUCUCCCAGCGGACGCUGCUCCUGCGCCCGUCCCAGCCGCCCUCCUACCAAACGGCAGGACCGUGCGGCAGGAGGGCAUAGGCCCAAAUGGAACACGCUGGUCCGUCACCUACAACGACUUCACCGCCAACAUGCCCCUGCGUCCAGGCCAGCCCACCCUGCCGCGACCUGUGCCCCAUCCAGCAGCCUUCGCCAUCCCGCCUCGGCCCUUUGGCUCUCCCCCGCCUGGUGGAGUGAGCGUGCCGCUGAGCUGGCUGCUACCGAGGCUGCGAGGCACCCUGCAGGAAGCAGCUCGCGAGGUGGACAAUGUUCGGACCUUGCUCGACCCCCCUACGGCUCCAGCUUCCCCAUCCAGCUCGUCCGUGUGGCCUAGCUGGCGCGUUGACCGUAUCCGCGAGCACCUGCGCACCAUCACCCACAACCUGAACAUGGUCGAAAGCGGCCUCUCCGACCCUGCCAUGCAGCUCAACAUGGAUGUCAUCGCCCUGCGCCAGGCAGCUGUCGAGGUCAGGAGGCAGGCAAACGAGUUCAGCAGGACCUUGGACGCCCAAGAAGCCAGGGUCGGCUCCGGGCUAGCACAGUCGACAACACCAGAUGCCUCAGCCACCGCUGCCUCGGACCCCUUGGUUGCGACAGCAUCCGCCGCUACAAGGAGUCUGCCCUCGGACGCACCCCAGGAGUUGUUCCUCCUCUCCAGCCCCCAAGGUCCGGUCGGCGUCCUGUUCGACCAGCGGGGAACGUACACCACCGCCCCUUUCGCAUCGAACCUGCCGUCGCAAGCCUUUGUAGAACACUUCACCCAGAACCGCCAGCUCAUCGCCAGUCUGGGACAGCAGAUCGCCCAAAAUUCCCAGAACCUGCACCACCAGCUAGGCAGCGCCCAGCCAACACCAACACAGCAGCUGGCCCAGCCAAACUUUGCCCUGGACGAGGCCGCCGCCCAGCGCGUCAUCAAUCGCAUCAUCCAAGGCCCAAAUCAGAAUCAGAAUCAGAAUCAGAAUCAGAACCAAAACCAGAACCAGAACCAAGCCCAGCCCGCCGCGCCCGCCAAUGCCGACGCCCCCGCAGAGAACGACCAAGUCGUCAACGUCGCCGGCCACCUGUGGCUCCUCUUCAAACUCGCCUGCUUCGUCUACUUCUUCGCCGGCGGCGGCGGGUGGUACCGACCUCUGAUGCUGGGCAGCAUCGCAGUGGUCGUCUAUCUCGUGCAGCUCGGCAUCUUCGAGGCGCACUUCAACGUCGUGCGACACCACUUGGAAGCCCUGCUGCCCAACGCAGAGAGGAUCGCGCAGGGGCGUGGCGCGCAUCCGGACCCUACCAACGCAACCGCAACCGCAAACGGUGGACCUGCCGACGCGCGUCGCAACCUCACCCCCGAAGAAGCCGCCCGACGUCUGCUCCAGCAGCAGCGCGCCGGCCAGUUUGGCUGGGCGCGCGACACCAUGCACACCCUCGAGCGCGGCGUCGCCCUCUUCAUCGCCAGCCUGUGGCCCGGCAUCGGCGAGCGCAUGGUGCACGCCCAGGAGGAGCGCGAGCGACUGGCGCGCGUAGCGGCGAGCGAGGAGCAGGAGCGCCAGGAAGCAGAGGAGCACCAGCGUCGCGAGCAACAAGAACAGCAGACGAGUGCUGAGCAGGGCGGCCCAGAAAAAGAAAACGACGAGGAAAAGCACGAGGGCGAGGCCGAGAAGCACCAACACCACGAUAAACCCCCCCUACAGCGCUUGCACACCGAGUCUCUCGCCGAUAACUUCAUGGAUGGUCCAAAUGACAACGUCAACAACAACAACAACAACAACAACAACAAGGGGAAGCAGAGGGCUGAAGAUCCACAUCCUGCCUCUACAGACGCAGACAUAGACGCAGAUGCAGACACAAAUCUUAAGCGCAAAGCAAGAGUAGACAAGGAAGCUAUACUAUCUACUACAUAG
Molecule: messenger RNA, 2655 nt
Organism: Ascochyta rabiei
Lineage: Eukaryota; Fungi; Ascomycota; Dothideomycetes; Pleosporales; Didymellaceae
Exons: 2
Coding region: 1-2655 (884 amino acids)
Biological process (GO): endoplasmic reticulum unfolded protein response
Molecular function (GO): protein binding
Source: RefSeq, a predicted model, not a curated record